This is a messenger RNA of Coffea eugenioides, 774 nucleotides long. RefSeq lists its product as uncharacterized. NCBI's taxonomy places the organism in Eukaryota, Viridiplantae, Streptophyta, Magnoliopsida, Gentianales, Rubiaceae. The record is from RefSeq and is a predicted model, not a curated record. Bases 1 to 774 code for a protein of 257 amino acids. The transcript has a single exon.
AUGCACUCAAGCUUGCCGAGAGACGUGGAUUUCACAAAGAAGCUGACUCCGGCCGAGCUGAUGCAAAGUAUUAUGGUGGCCACAGCCUCCAACACAGCCUUUGUGGCCGAGAUGGCACAUCGGUACUGUGCCUUAGUCGAGGAGCAGGACACCGGCAAACUGCAAGAUCAGAUUGCCAAGUUGAAAAAGAAACUGCUGGUUUCCGACUCCGAGAAGUCGGAGCUUCAAAGACGGCUCCAAGAAGCCGAGUCUAAGGGAGAGGAGGCCGAAGCCACGAUUAACAGCUUCAAGUCGGCUCUGGAGGAAGAGCAGAAGAGGGGGGAGGAGGUGAAGAAAACCCAAGAACAGGCCCUCGAGAGCGCAAGGACCUCGGCAGUUGAAGACUUCCGGAGGUCAGAGAAAUUCAUUGGGGAUCUCGGCCAACUGACGAGGCCGAGUUUUAUGCUAGGCUUCACAUCGGCCAUUGACGAGGCCGCGGCUCAUCUUCCCUCCGAGGCCCUGGAGUCAUUGAGGAACAAUGCCAACUAUAAUGAAAACUCCAAGGAGCUGUGUGAUCGGAUGGCCGAGGGCAUCCAAGCUGGGAAGAAUUUGGCCGAGGUCCAAGAAGAAUUCAACAAAUGGCUGUCCGAGCUCGACGAGGUGUUCGACGAGGACGGGGAAGAGGAAGCUGGGAGUGACGUCGGCGAGAAGCCUGGGGGUGACGGAGAGCAAGAAGGAGAAGGUGGUGGAGAGCUUCGCCCUGGCGGGGAAGAGACUGGGGAGCAGACGACCUAG